GCCAUAGUUUGGUCACAAACAAGGAAGUGCAUUAUAUUGAAAAUUUAGAGCAACAAAAUAGUGAAUGUAAUGCAUUUAAACAAUGUAUUGCUACUUUUUUUUGACAUAAAACAAUUUGGAUGCAUACAGUGCAGUCCAUUAGAAACUGAUACAAUUAAAUUGGCUAAUAUACGUUAAGGACCUUGCGCGAGAACUCCAGUUGCUGUCAAUGCAGGCAUGCUAGCUAGCUAACUUGCUAGUUUAGCUGAACAGUGAUGGCAGCAAAUACCGAAAAGACAUUCAAGUUUGUGGUCGUCGGUGGUGGCAUUGCAGGUGUAACGUGUGCUGAGCAGCUGGCCUCCCAGUUCCCAUCAGCUGAUGUUGCUCUCCUGACAGCAGCCCCUCUGAUUAAGGCAGUCUGCAACUUCAAACAGGUAUCUAAGACGCUGGAGGAGUUUGAUGUGGAGGAGAGGCCCUCCAGUGUUCUAGAGGAAAAGUACCCCAACCUGAGAGUCAUCCAGUCUGCAGUGAAGGCCCUUCAUGCACAACAACAUACUUUGCAGACCGUGGAUGGUCUGGAGAUCCACUAUGAGAAGCUGUGUAUCUGUAGCGGGGGCAGACCCAAACUCCUUACCCAGGAUAACCCCUAUGUGCUGGGGAUACGAGACACAGACAGUGCCCAGGAGUUUCAGAAGCGGUUAUCCAAAGCCAAGCGAAUUGUAGUCGUUGGAAACGGAGGGAUUGCCUUGGAACUAGUGUAUGAGGUGGAAGGUUGUGAGGUGAUCUGGGCAGUGAAAGACAAGGCCAUAGGAAACACCUUCUUUGACGCGGGAGCAGCCCAGUUCCUGAUCCCCUCCCUGGACACAGACAAACCAGAGCGAGCUGUUACCUGUAAGAGGGCUCGCUACACCAUAGAGGGGGGGCCUGCAGCUACGCAGGGCCUUGCUGUAGGUGGAGGUGGCGACAGACAAGGCCAGAGAAGAGGGUUGGAAGAGCCAGGCAGUGCCCUGGGACCAGACUGGCAUGAAGGCAUCAGUCUGAGAGGAGCAGAGGAGGUGUCUCACAGGGUGUCAGUGGAGUACCAGUCUGAGGUGAAACAGAUCUACACUCACCAGGACUUCCUGCUGUCACCACUUGCCUCACAGACAGCAGACACUGGCUCUUGGCCAGUGUACGCUCAGCUGACCAAUGGGAAGACUUUUGGCUGUGACUUCAUCGUCAGUGCCACAGGAGUCGUGCCAAACACCGAACCUUUUCUCCAUGGAAACAGCUUUGCAUUAGCUGAGGACUCUGGGCUGAAAGUGGAUGACCACAUGAUGACAUCAGAACCAGACAUUUACGCUGCUGGAGACGUAUGUACAGCAGGCUGGGAGCCAAGCCACCUCUGGCAGCAGAUGCGUCUGUGGACGCAGGCCCGUCAGAUGGGCUGGUACGCAGGGCGAUGUAUGGCUGCUGAUGUCCUGUCUGAAACCAUAGAGCUGGACUUUUGCUUUGAACUCUUCUCUCACAUUACAAAGUUCUUCAACUACAAGGUGGUUCUGCUGGGGAAGUUUAACGGCCAGGGUCUGGGUCUGAACCAGGAGUUGUUGGUGCGCUGCACUAAGGGCCUUGAGUAUGUCAAGGUAGUGCUGAGCGAAGGGAGGAUGUUGGGAGCAGUCCUUAUUGGAGAGACUGAUCUGGAAGAGACCUUUGAGAACCUCAUCCUCAACCAGAUGGACCUAACACCCUACGGAGAAGAGCUACUCAACCCCAACAUAGACAUAGAGGACUACUUUGACUGAGCGUGUGUGUCUACCUAACACCCUAUAGAGGGUUACUACUCAACCCCGACAUAGACUACUUUGACUGAGGCGCCAAGAACUUCCUCGUAAAUCAAUACUAAACUGGAUGUCUGCUUUAGCCCUGUUUAUAUCUGGUGCUAACACGUCCUGAUCUUGCCCACAUUUUUAGACCGGUGUAGACGAUUAAAAAAAACUGAUUGUGAUCAGAUCUUCCUGACCACCUCCGGAGGUAGUCAGGGACACAUUGUAUCUGGAUAGUGUAAACAGAUCUGGAUUAUCAAACCAUUUAAAUCCCUCCCUCUAGUUCCCUCGUUGACAGGUGGCACUAUUGACCUAAUGUGUCAGUAUUUGUUUUAACAUAAAACAUGGUUGUUUUGAAACUAUAUCUGCCAAAUAAUUUGCAUACAGGGAGGGACCAGGUCAUCUGGUAACAAUGCAGUCACAGUGGAUAGAUAGUCUUGUUCCCACUGCAGCCCUUAAUGCUCAAAUCAGUUUUAUUUUUCAAAUCCAUUUUGGAACACUGACUGUCCAAACAGUGACCUAAUCGGAUGUGUGUGUGUGUUCAGACAGCAGUCAUUUGCUAACAUGGCUACGCUAGCUGUCAUAGUAACAACAGAUGUGUGCGCAGUGGUUUAGGCUGAUUGGUGCUGGUGCUUCCUAUCCCUCAGAAGUUAUGUACUGUAGCAAGCUAAAGUGAUAACAAUGCCUGCCAUGGACAUUUCCCAGUUGCUUUGAAUGUUCAAAAUCAUAGUGUAAGGACAGCCAUUUAGCUUUCUAGCACAGUCACUCGUUUGUAAACAAUUAACAAGCUAGUUAGCUACCACAUGUUCUUGUCAAACUGUCAAGAGUAGCGAGGAAGCAACACGAUAUGCCAAAUGACUAAAAACCACUUGAGGGCAAAUAAAUCAGAUUUGACCGUUCAAACAAGUCGCAUAUGGCCAGGAACUAGAUUUAUCUUAUUUAAAAUCACCUUUGAAGGUGGUUUGAAAUAUCAGAUUCCAUGUGCUUUUUGGCUGUUCAGACUGCAAGAAAAACAGAUUAAAAUCUGAUAUGCAUAUAUUUUCUGUCACUUUAAAUUGCCAAUGUGACAUUAAAAUACCAUGUGUAGUUGCUGCAAAUGUGUAGACUAGUGAUGCAGUGGUCAGCUGUUUGUUCACCAGCACUUGCUAAUAACCCAUCCGCAAGCGCCCGACUAUGUGAUAGUGAAAAUAUGAGGCCCACAGCCGACUAACCCGCAAAAAAUGCGCCUUAGUUCCCUUUUUGCCUCAGUGGAUUUUUGCCUCAGUGGAUCGAUGUUAACUUUUUCUGCCCAAGUUACCAAAGCAUGUGUAACUUGGCACGUGUACAGUUAGGCCCACGCACUCAAUCCAGAUAAAAAUAAUGAAAGAUAAAUCUCAAUGUAGCUAUAGAUAUGAAUUGCACAAUAAUUAUCGAUUUAUGGAUUUUUUUAAUGCAUUGUUUUCUCUUUAUUCAACCUGCACGCAACCCACUCCCCCAUCAUCCACACUAUUUCGUGACCCUAAACCCGGAUAUAACAGCAGAUUGCAGGUUAUGAGUCAACCCGCGUGUGUGUGUGAUCCUUGUGUAGACGCCAAUAGUGAUCGGAUCAUCUUGAUUUGAUCUCGAAAACCACAUGUUAAUGCAAGGUGUAACAAAGGCUAUAAAUAUACCUUUGUUGAGAAAGGGCAUUGGCAAGUUUAGAACCUGACGUUCCGGUCCCUAUCCCAGUGCCUAGUCUAUUGCGCAAGCAAUUGGGAGGGCAAAACUAGUUUUUUUUUUUUACAUAUAUAUAAAGCUGUUCAGUCAGGUAGAAUUGUGAUUAGUAAGGUUGGAAUACAAAAGCUGCAUUGGCAUUCCAACUGGCAACAUUGUGUGUCGCAAACCGAGUUUAACGCCCUCGAACCUACUUCCCUAAAGAAGGCUUUUCUUUAUUUGACUCUCACCUGUACACUCCACCCUUUGACCUGUCCAUCGACCUUUCAUCCAACCAAUCAAUUCGUCCCCGAUACCUCUGGAAAAUCUGAUCACAAUCAGUUCUUUUAAUCGUCUAAACAUGUGGACAAGAUCAGGACACGUGUUAGCACCAGGUAUAAACGGGGCUCUUGACUGAAUCCUGCAGGGUUAAGAACAGAUUUGCGUAUCAAUAUCAAACCUUGAGUUAACAUUGUUUUCAAGAAAAGGGUUAUGAGUCAUCUGCAAUACACUGUAAAAAAAACCUGUGGUGAAUAGAACCAACAUAGUUAAUAAAAAUCAAUGCAAGUCAUUUUACCAAACAAGUUAAGAAUAAAUCCAACUCUGUUGCAUAAAAUCUAAGUAUAUUUUGAGGAUAACCAAAGAGAGAUAUUAUUUAAAUGUGAAUGGCUCUGUUUUUAGAGAAUUGUGUGAAUUCAACAUUUGUAGACCGUUUCUUUUACACAAAGUUGUAUACAUGUUUGAAGAAAAGUAUAUUUCUAUAUUAGUAUUAACCAGCUUGUUGUGCAAUGAGGUGUAAUGGAUCAUGAUGAAUGGAUAUCAAAACCAUCAAACUUUACAACCAAAAGAUUAAAAUUGAAAUGGUCACAUGAAACAUU
Messenger RNA from Salvelinus sp. IW2-2015, 4330 nucleotides. It is a transcript of the gene pyroxd1, whose product is annotated as pyridine nucleotide-disulphide oxidoreductase domain 1. NCBI's taxonomy places the organism in Eukaryota, Metazoa, Chordata, Actinopteri, Salmoniformes, Salmonidae. Gene Ontology annotation, molecular function: oxidoreductase activity; flavin adenine dinucleotide binding. The record is from RefSeq and is a predicted model, not a curated record.